AUGCAGCUUAGCCCUUUGCAAUCGCGACUGGCGGCCUCGCUGGUUGCCUCACUACUGCUGAUUCUUAUCUACUAUAUGCUGUCCACGCCCACGUUCGCCCUUGCAGCUGAAGUGACCGGUGCGGCGCACCCGAUUCUGGACCACCUCCAAUUCGAUGAUUCCCUCGAGCGAAGAAGCCCCCUCGAACCUACCUACGAGCCAGAAUUUGCCGCCUUCGACCGCAGCAUCAUUGGAAGAGCCCCUCCCGGUGUAACGGGGCUCGCGAACAACGUCAAGGUCAAUCGCAACGUACCGGGCAACACGACCCAGAACUUCGUCUUCGAGGCAAUUGCAAUCUUUGCCAGCUUCUUCGAUGGCACAGAUGAAGCAUUCGUGGUGGAGCCUCGCGAGGGUAUUAAUGACUCUUUCUCGCCAGAGCUAGUACCCACGGAGGAUGAAGACCUCGAGGACGAGAGUCGCGGCCUGCGUCGCAGACAGGCUCAAGGCAGGACGGUUUAUAUCUCGGCGACGACAUGUAUACAGCCGCAGCGCGCGGCAAACAACACGAAGGAAGAUCCUCCACAGAUCACGAUGUACAUCUCGACGUCCCAGGACAAUCAGACUCCGGGACCAGGGCAGAAUUCGUCCCUGCAAAAGACUGUCAAGUUUGAGGAGGGUGCCGCUACGUUCAGUGUGAACGCGACGGGGGAUGUGUUUAUCGGAAUAGGGGCGCCGGAGAAGGACGGCAACAAGUUUACAGGAGACUGGAACUUUGACGUCGCGGCGUCGACUGACGAGUUCUUCCACAGUUUCGAUGGAAACCCCUCUGAACUUCUUUGGGUUGACAGUGACUCCAGCGCCGCUCUCUUGACCACACAGAAUCUGACAGAUUCCCAAAAUGAGACGCAGAUACAGGAGAUCAUGCAGCAGACCCCUCCGUUUGUCAUGUUUGUCGAGAACCGGGAUCACCCCACCACCAAAGGUGUGCGCCGUUCCAUGUGCGGGCUUGAGAACUACGCGCAGAUUGCGGCAAGGAAGGGCGGCAAGUUCGGUAACCUUGCAAGCACCGUCAUGACUACAAGAGGUCCAGGCAACCUGCCGAAGCAGCAGUUCUUUUUCAACGGGCUCAAUGCAAGUGCUCUCUAUACGGGCAUCCUCGUUCACACUGGCAACUCGUCGGCGUUGAAGAAGCGGCAAGACGGAGGUUCGACUGGCGGCGGCGGCCGAGUCUUUGAGGCGACGCUGUUCGAGACCAAAGACGGUGUGUGCACAGCCGGGCCUGUACACUUUGUGGGCAUGGCUGACUUGAUACCAGGGGAGAACUGUAAGAUCAUCACCGACUUGCAAUUCUGCAACGAAACAGAGUACGCCGUGCCGGCCAACUCGAACAAGAUGAACAUCACUCAGCUUGCGCAGUUCUACGACAACUACGCCAGGGACAUGUAUGCCAACUUCCAGAAGCAACUCGCCCAGGUGGCCUGCGAGGCCCCGGCAGUCCAGCGGUACUCGCUCGCUCGCAACUGCUCCGACUGCGAGAUCGCGUACAAGAAGUGGCUGUGUUCGGUAACGAUCCCUCGAUGCGAAGACUUCACGAGCCCUACCAGCUUCUCUCUUGUCCGGAAUGCCAACCAGCCGUUUCCCAAUGGCACCCUUCUCCCGAACGAUCUGCAGAACAACUACAGUGCCAGGGUUAAUCAGCAUUCGAGAAACCCCCUUAUCGAUGAGAUGAUCGAGCCGGGUCCGUACCGAGAGAUUCUCCCUUGUGCCUACCUAUGCUACGACUUGGUGCAGAGUUGCCCGGCAUCAUUGGGAUUCAACUGUCCGACGCCGAAUGACGACAUUUUCAAUUCGAGCUACGCCAUUCAAGAGGACGGCCUUCUGACCUGCAACUACCCGGGCGCGGUCCACAACCCCUCGGCGUCUCCACUAUUGUCAAUUUCGUGGGGUUUGCUGUCGGCUCUUGCUCUCGGCACGCUCAGCUUGGUCAUGCUCUGA
This is a messenger RNA of Colletotrichum higginsianum IMI 349063, 1974 nucleotides long. Its product is annotated as Calcium influx-promoting protein ehs1. The record is from RefSeq and is a predicted model, not a curated record. Lineage: Eukaryota; Fungi; Ascomycota; Sordariomycetes; Glomerellales; Glomerellaceae. The coding region runs from base 1 to 1974 and encodes 657 amino acids. The transcript has a single exon. Gene Ontology annotation, molecular function: calcium channel activity. Gene Ontology annotation, biological process: calcium ion import across plasma membrane.